Serpula lacrymans var. lacrymans S7.9 is the source of this 1107-nucleotide messenger RNA. RefSeq lists its product as uncharacterized. The transcript is spliced from 6 exons. Gene Ontology annotation, biological process: protein deubiquitination; ubiquitin-dependent protein catabolic process. Bases 1 to 1107 code for a protein of 368 amino acids. NCBI's taxonomy places the organism in Eukaryota, Fungi, Basidiomycota, Agaricomycetes, Boletales, Serpulaceae. Gene Ontology annotation, cellular component: cytoplasm. The record is from RefSeq and is a predicted model, not a curated record. Gene Ontology annotation, molecular function: cysteine-type deubiquitinase activity.
AUGGUUGCAUGUGCAUAUCAGGCUGUAAAACGGCUUCGUACCAAUUUAGCCCUUGCCAGACUCUUAGAUGAACAUUCAUCCUUGGAGUAUGCUGGUACUAAAGUUGUUGUUAUUGUGGGGAAUGUCACCAUCAUUGUGUCAAUGGUUUGCGAUUUCAUCGCGACAGCUGCAAUGUGGUACUUUCUUGAUGCUAAAGGGGUGACAAAGACAAGGGGUACUAUCAUGUCGAUCCGACUUCUGGUCCUUAAUCGUGGAUUGCUCCUCUUAGCAGCUCAAAUCACAUUUUUGGUUCUAUGGCUCGUAGGAGAGACCCAUUGGUACUGGUGCAUCGCGUGGAUUAAUCUCGAGCUUAGUGGAUCAGCCAGCGAAUCAUAUUCCAGUUCAUCCUUUAGCAUUGCAGUAGCCCUCAUGUCGAAAGCAAAACAUGAAAAAGUAUUUCCUCCUCUCGAAUCCGAUCCACAGCUCUUUACUCUUCUUCUUCAAAAACUAGGCGCCUCGUCUGCACUUCACUUUGAAGACGUACUCUCUCUUGAUGACCCCGAUCUCUUGGCCCUCAUUCAGGGACAUAUAGUCGCAUUCGUUCUCAUAUCUUCUUCUAAAGAGGGGCACGAUGAUACUUUGCAGCUUGAGGAGUCGCAGCGCAUUGCAUCAAUGAGCGAAGCCGAUAAGAUAACAGGCGAAGGCGUAAUGUGGGUAAAGCAGACAAUCCACAACGCCUGCGGCUUCUACGCCCUCUUACACGCAGUCUGUAAUAUUCCUUCCGCGAGAAGUCAUAUCGCACCUGGAUCUGUGCUUGAUGCUGUCUUGAAUGCGAGAUCUGUAGAAGAGCGUAAGAAGAUUCUGGAAACGAGCAAGGCUCUCGACGAUGCCUACAUCCCAAUUGCGCUGCAAGGACAGACAGCAGUGUCAGAGGAUUGGGUAUGGGAGCCCCCUUUUCAUUAUGUUUGCUUUGUGGAUGUGCAUGGACGAGUGUGGGAGCUGAAUGGAGCCAGAAUGGGCCCUGUGGAUAGAGGAGGGGGAAGAGAGGUGGUAGAUGUCGUGAGGGAGUGCAUAAAGGAGAAAGGAGGCACACACAGCUUGCUCGCUCUCGUAGAGACCGUUGCAUGA